Messenger RNA from Acytostelium subglobosum LB1, 489 nucleotides. RefSeq lists its product as hypothetical. The record is from RefSeq and is a predicted model, not a curated record. The transcript is spliced from 3 exons. NCBI's taxonomy places the organism in Eukaryota, Evosea, Eumycetozoa, Acytosteliales, Acytosteliaceae. Bases 1 to 489 code for a protein of 162 amino acids.
AUGUUGGAUCAGAAGGAUGGACAGAUACAGAUAUUGGUUGAUAGUUUGAAGGAGUUUGGUGAACAGAUGGAGUUGUUGAAGGAGCAGAAUUCAUUGAUUUCAACUCAAUUGGAAUUGGAGAGGAUGGAGAAUGAGAGAUUACUCAAAGAGAAGAAGGAAAUGGAGAAUAACGUAGCCAAACAAUCAUUAUUCAUCGAUGAGAUGAAGUUGGCUUUAAAGAGAGAGAAGAACAAUUAUAAUGAGUAUCGAGAGACAAUAGAGUCAAGGGGUAAAGAUAUGGAGAGUUUGAAUUCGGAAAACUCUGCUUUGAUUGCCAAGAACCAUCAGAUGGUCGCCACAGAGUUGGAGAAGACGACGGAGAUUCAAAGAUUGAACCAACAGGUGAAGGACAUGCAGAGGUACUUCAAGUUCACAUCAUGGAAACAAGGCCUCAACUACAAAUGCUUUAUACAUUCAUGGAGCAUAUCCAGCCUAUGGUACAGCGCAUAA